Molecule: messenger RNA, 869 nt
Organism: Arvicanthis niloticus (Nile rat)
Lineage: Eukaryota; Metazoa; Chordata; Mammalia; Rodentia; Muridae
Product: profilin-1
Biological process (GO): actin cytoskeleton organization; positive regulation of actin filament bundle assembly; regulation of actin filament polymerization
Cellular component (GO): cytoplasm
Molecular function (GO): actin binding
Source: RefSeq, a predicted model, not a curated record
GGGGGAGGAGCAGGAAGUGGCGGUGCGAGGGCUGCUGCACAGCUAACAGAGCCGCGUUCCGGACGGCAGCGCGUGCCCCGAGCUCUCUGCCUUCCCCCGCCCGCCAGCGCCAGUCCAGCCCGCGAUCUCAGCAGCAGCCCGCAGAGCAACCCCAGCAGCAGCGCCAUGGCCGGGUGGAACGCCUACAUCGACAGCCUUAUGGCGGACGGGACCUGUCAGGACGCGGCCAUCGUAGGCUACAAGGACUCGCCCUCCGUCUGGGCCGCCGUCCCCGGGAAGACCUUCGUUAGCAUUACGCCAGCUGAGGUUGGUGUCCUGGUAGGCAAAGACCGGUCAAGUUUUUUCGUGAAUGGGCUGACACUUGGGGGCCAGAAAUGUUCUGUGAUCCGGGAUUCACUGCUGCAAGACGGGGAAUUUACAAUGGAUCUUCGUACCAAGAGCACCGGAGGAGCCCCAACCUUCAAUGUCACUGUCACCAUGACUGCCAAGACGCUAGUCCUGCUGAUGGGCAAAGAAGGUGUCCACGGUGGUUUGAUCAACAAGAAAUGUUAUGAAAUGGCCAGUCACCUGCGGCGUUCCCAGUACUGACCUCAUCUGUCCCCUCCCCCACCACUCCCUUUGGCUUUUGCACCCCCUUCUUUCCAUACACACACAUACCAUUAUUUUUUGGGCCAUUACCCCACUUCCCUUAUUGCUGCCAAAACCACAUGGGCUUGGGGGCUGGGGCUGGACGGACAGAUACCUCCCCCUACCCAUACCCCCUUCCUGUGUGUGUUUGGAAAAAUUUUGUUUUUGGGUUUCAUUUUUGUUUUUUGUUUUGUUUUGGUCUUUUUUUUUUUCUGAAUAAAAAAAGAUUCUACUAACAAGGA